This is a messenger RNA of Fusarium keratoplasticum, 819 nucleotides long. RefSeq lists its product as uncharacterized. The record is from RefSeq and is a predicted model, not a curated record. Bases 1 to 819 code for a protein of 272 amino acids. Gene Ontology annotation, molecular function: oxidoreductase activity, acting on the CH-OH group of donors, NAD or NADP as acceptor. The transcript has a single exon. NCBI's taxonomy places the organism in Eukaryota, Fungi, Ascomycota, Sordariomycetes, Hypocreales, Nectriaceae.
AUGGAUACUCACGCUUCAUACCCUGACCUUUCGGGAAAGGUGGCCCUCAUCAUGGGCAUCGGGCAGACAGUUGUCUCCCACUCGACCCAAUGGGGCAACGGAGCCGCUAUUGCCUACCGUCUUUCCCAGAAUCACGUCAAGAUCUUUGGGUGUGACCUCAACAUUGAGGCUGCCAAGAACACCCAGUCCCGCCUCCCCGGUCCGUGCGAUGUCAUGAUUGCCGAUGUCACGUCGGCAGACGAUGUUGCCAAGGUUGUCAAGGCGUGCUUGGACAAGCAUGGACGCAUCGACAUUCUCAUCAACAAUGUUGGAUAUCCCAUCUUGGGCAAUGCCGUCACGCUCCCUGAGGAGGCGUGGGACAAACAGAUCAACGUCAACCUAAAAAGCGUCUACCUAAGCUGCCAUCUUGUCCUACCCAUCAUGGAGAAGCAAGGAUCAGGCACCGUCAUCAACAACGCCUCGAUCGCCGGCUUGCGUUACCUCGGCAAAUCCCAAGUCGCCUACAACAGCGCCAAAGCUGCAGUUAUCCAUUUCACACAGGUUACGGCAGCCGAGUUUGCUGGCAAAGGGAUCAGGUUGAACUGUGUUGUCCCAGGCCUGAUAUUUACGCCGCUGGUGGAACAAUGGGAGCACAGCAGCAGCGAGAUAGAGAGGAGGUCGUUUCAACAGCUCACAAACAUGAAAAUUCCUAUGGGAAGAAUGGGGAAUGCUUUUGAUGUGGCGAACGCCGUCUUGUUUCUCAGCAGUGAGGGUGCGAGGUACAUCACUGGUCAAUCUUUGGUGAUGGAUGGUGGUCUUAUCGUCUCAACUGGCACCUGA